CCCACACGACUCAUUCCUUGAAAAUCCAGUUCAACUUUUAUUCCAAAUUUGAAGAUCGAACCUCAGAAUCCAAGAUCUGCCUCUGAUUUGGUCCAUCUGCAAUUCCCCCUGUAUUUAGCUUGAUACGCUGAAGAUAGCGACCCGGGUACCGCAAUUGGGUGCGCUCGAUCGGAAACGGAGUUUGCAGGGAGGAGCAGCGUUUCCGGUGACACAAGCUGGUAGAACUCAGAAUUAAAAAAUGGACGAUAGCAUGAAGCAAUUCCAGAAUAUCUUAAUUGAGCAUGAGACCCAGGCUGAGCAACUCUUUCUAGCCAAACACCAACUGGUUGAAAAUGAUAGGAUGAGAAAUGGGAACAGAGAAGCACUUACAUCUUUGAGGAAGAUAGCUCGAACAACAAAAACUAGUGUUCCAUCUCCUUUUGAGUCAAUGAUGAAGGAGAUUGGAGGAGCUCAAUCAAGAUCCCUGGUAAAGGAGGUAUGCCCCACUUGUGGCAAGCAUGACUCAAAUGAGCGCACAUGGAUGAUGUUUCUGGGAACUGAUGUCUUUGCUAGUAUUCCAUUUCAUGCUGCGCAUACCAUCUUGGAGAAAGAUCAAGAACAACUCGACUUUGAUUCCAGACGGCUACAAAGCACUAUGAAGGAGAAAUCUCUUGUGCUUUCAGAAACAGGUGCCCUUGCUGACAAGAUCUGUCCUGGUGUGCUGAAAUCCUUGGUAACCCUGACAGACAAACCUAAGUGAGUUCCCUCAGCUUGAUGCAAUAUAAUCACUUUCGGUUGCACCCUACGGAGAAAGGAACAAAAAGGAAAUUUUCCCCAACAGUGUCAGUAGCAACAAUUCUGUAAACUAGUGUUGAAAAUUUUGAAGUCUUAGCUACUCCUACUGCACCUAUUGUCAGCAUUCACCUAAUGGAAAUGCUGGAUAUUGUCACACACUUCAAAUGUGUGGCGGUUUGAAAACUUCGCAUACCUCUUUUCCAGUGUUGAAACUUUUUUAUUACUUUAUCCGCCAAGUCCUUGAGUUCAAGUUGCUAUGUAUGUGAUUACGUUCGGUUUGCCACU
Messenger RNA from Argentina anserina (silverweed cinquefoil), 1059 nucleotides. RefSeq lists its product as uncharacterized. Bases 239 to 739 code for a protein of 166 amino acids. NCBI's taxonomy places the organism in Eukaryota, Viridiplantae, Streptophyta, Magnoliopsida, Rosales, Rosaceae. The record is from RefSeq and is a predicted model, not a curated record. The transcript is spliced from 3 exons.